Molecule: messenger RNA, 525 nt
Organism: Schistosoma rodhaini
Lineage: Eukaryota; Metazoa; Platyhelminthes; Trematoda; Strigeidida; Schistosomatidae
Source: the annotation of a GenBank genome assembly
AUGCCCACUACAACUUUACCAAACAUUCUAAUAACGGGCACACCUGGCACCGGUAAAACAACUAUCUCUAAAGAAGUAUCUAGACGUAGUUCACUGAGUUAUAUCAGCAUCAAUGACGUUGCCAAGGAAGGAGAACUGUAUGAUGGAUAUGAUGAAGCUAAUCAGUGUCAUAUCCUGGAUGAAGACAGAAUCGUGGAUGAAUUAGAAGACGCUAUGUCAUCGGGUGGGCAGAUUGUUGACUAUCAUUCCUGUGAAUUCUUUCCUGAACGAUGGUUUGAUGCUGUGUUUGUGUUGAGAACGGACAAUACCGUUCUGUAUCCCCGUCUUACUUCUCGUAAUUACUCCAGAGAAAAGGUAUCAGACCUUAUUCAUUGUGAAAUUGUCCAGGUUGUUCUGGACGAGGCUCGGGAAUCGUAUAAUACAGACAUAGUACAUGAACUAAUUAAUAAUACCCCUGAAGAUUUAGAAAAAAAUAUUUCUCAAAUCUGUGAAUGGAUCAAGCAGUGGCACGCUGAAUCGUCCUAA